This is a messenger RNA of Cottoperca gobio, 4440 nucleotides long. It is a transcript of the gene cyth2, whose product is annotated as cytohesin 2. Gene Ontology annotation, molecular function: guanyl-nucleotide exchange factor activity. Lineage: Eukaryota; Metazoa; Chordata; Actinopteri; Perciformes; Bovichtidae. Gene Ontology annotation, biological process: regulation of ARF protein signal transduction. The transcript has 12 exons. The coding region runs from base 136 to 1386 and encodes 416 amino acids. The record is from RefSeq and is a predicted model, not a curated record.
GAAAAUCAGACACUGUUUCCGGUGUCGCCACCUUCUUUGUCUCCGGCCCAACAUUUCGACACCAGGGGUUGCCUAUUUUUCCCCUUUAGUUUUGAGGAUAUAUUUACACAUAUAUCCUUAGUUUUCUGAUAUUGAAUGACAGUCGACUCUGAAAUAUUUAUGCCUAAAAGUAAAGCACCAAAAAUGGAUGAACUGGACUACAUCCCAGUAGACCUGAGCCCAGAGGAGCGCUCUGAGCUGGAGGACAUCCGCAGGAGGAAGGGCGUCCUGCUGCAGGAGAUCCAGAGGCUCAGAGAGGAAUUAAGAGAGGCAAUUUUGGAGGUUGAGGGACUGGAGACCAGCACAGAGGGCAGUAAAACUCUCCAGAAAAGCAGGCACGUGGCGAUGGGAAGGAAGAAAUUCAACAUGGACCCCAAAAAGGGCAUUGUGUUUCUGGUGGAGAACGAGCUGCUCAGACACACUACAGAGGACAUCUCUCAGUUCCUCUACAAAGGAGAGGGUCUCAACAAGACUGCUAUAGGAGACUACCUUGGAGAAAGGGACGACUUCAACCUCAAAGUUCUUCAAGCUUUCGUUGACCUCCAUGAGUUUACUGAUCUCAACCUCGUCCAGGCCCUCAGACAAUUCCUGUGGAGUUUCCGUUUACCUGGUGAAGCUCAGAAGAUUGACAGAAUGAUGGAGGCCUUUGCUCAGAGAUACUGCCACUGCAACCCCGGCGUCUUCCAGAGCACUGACACAUGUUACGUGCUGUCCUUUGCCAUCAUUAUGCUGAACACAAGCCUCCACAACCCAAAUGUGAGGGACAAACCUGGAGUGGACCGUUUCAUCUCGAUGAACCGAGGCAUCAACGAGGGUGGAGACCUGCCGGAGGACCUGCUCAGAAAUCUAUACGAAAGCAUUAAAAAUGAGCCCUUCAAGAUUCCAGAGGACGACGGCAACGACCUGACGCACACCUUCUUCAACCCGGACAGAGAGGGCUGGCUUCUCAAACUUGGGGGACGCGUGAAAACCUGGAAGCGGCGAUGGUUCAUUCUCACAGACAACUGCCUUUAUUACUUUGAAUACACCACAGAUAAGGAACCGCGAGGUAUCAUUCCCUUGGAAAACCUUAGCAUCCGUGAGGUAGAAGACCCAAGAAAACCUAACUGCUUUGAGCUGUACAUCCCCAACAACCGUGGUCAGCUGAUUAAAGCAUGUAAGACGGAAGCUGAUGGGAGAGUGGUGGAAGGAAACCACAACGUUUACCGUAUCUCCGCCCCCACACCUGAGGAGAAGGACGAAUGGAUCCACAGCAUCAAAUCUGCUGUCAGUGUUGAUCCCUUCUACGAAAUGCUCGCUGCCAGGAAGAAACGUAUAUCACUGAAGAAGAAGGAGGAACAACCGUAGAGUAUUCCCAUCAUUCUCUAGCUGUCUUCCUUUGUCCUUCUCAUCCCUCCUUCCAACAUGGGACACAUGUUUUCAUCGCUGCUCCUCACUCCUUGUCCACAAGUUUAGUUGCUCCUCUUUCCCCCUGUCCCCAAACACAUCCUCUCCCCGGUAUGAGGACUCCUUGCUAUCCUGUCUCCCAGACUUUUGAAAAGCCUUUUUCAGAGUGAUGCGCUCCCCCGCCGUGGCUGCCUCUUGUUUCUUAUACUACUGCUGUUAUACACAACCUGACACACUACAGCCAGAGCACACCGUCUGUCGUCUUCUCACCACAUUCCUCUCUUGUUCGGCAUUAAGUGAACUGUGAAACGUGGCUAAGACCAUAUCCACACUAAUGUUGGUGAUUUAAAAAAACUAAUCCAGUUCCAGUUUUGGCAUUUUAUCUAUAUUUUGCCAACUUCUCAAAACUGUUCACCAAAUGUGGACAAACGCAGGAGAAAUGGAGGAUUUAAAAAGGCUGUUAUUGUCAUGAUCUCGGGCAUCUUAAUUAAUUUUGGAAAAUAUUCUUCUUUCCUACUUCCUCAUUAUUGCUCCGCAUUUAAUAUUUCUCUAUAUGUACGCCAGCCUUUUAGACUACUCUGAAAAUGUUGGUGUGGACUGAAGUCUUCCAUCUUUCUUAAAUCUAUCUGCGUUAGUGUGAAUAUGGUCUUAUUCAGGGCAGCAAGCAGCUUCAGUUCUCGUGGAGUCGUCUUUCACAUUUAUUGAUGCUGCCUCAAUGAGAAAUUGCCUUCCUUGAUUGUGCUUACCCCAGAACAAAAUGUGAAUUCACUAUUCAAACACUAACAAAGUUUAUUUUUAGCUAAAGGACCAGUGUGUAGGAUUUAGACGGAUCUGUUGGCGGAAGUAGAAUAUAAUAUUCACUAGUGUAUGAUCAUCUCUCGUCUCAGGUUCAUUGUGCUUUCGUUCGUUUAGGAUGAGCCCUUCAUAUCUACACGAGGAGCAGGUCUGCUGGCUCUAGAGAGGGCUUUUCUCAUUCUUACGUUGAAAUGGUAGCUUGUAUUUUGAGGCGCACUGAAGGAAGAAGGGGAAUAUGUGAUAGCUGGUGGUUGCUGGCUAAACAUUUUGUGUUGUGAAAAGUUUGAGAACCCGCAUUUUGACCAAUUGACGAUCAUACUUAGUAUUUAGUAGAAAUAAAAAGCUAAGGAGCCUGAAUCUAGUUGUCAAAGAAGCGAAAACAGCAUUAAAUCAAACACACUGGACCUUUAACGUUCGUCAGAGGAAUCAGUUGAAGUCAACGCAGCAAAUGAUUUCAGACUACUGAGAUGUGCCCCUUGCUUCCUAUACUACUGUUAAUGGCUGUGACACAUUACUACUGUCAGAUACUGUAACCAUUAUUUGAGGAAAAUGUCACUGUUCAUUACUGUUUGCCAAUUUACUGUCUGAUCUUUAAUUACGAGGCAGAAGGGUUUGCUUUACUUGCAGUAUUAACGGAGACAGCAAUUUCUCUCCUUCCAGAUAGCUUCUUGUUUCAGCUCACUGAGACGAUCUCUUUGUUCUUCAGCAUGUUUCUUUACAUGCUUGAGCAAUAGCUGUAGGCUUGUUUACAAAUCCUGUACAACACUAUACUGAGUAACGAGCACAUUCUCGCAUGCCACAAAUCAUUUUGUUCUUGCUCACCACCACAAGAUGAACAUCGACAUCUCUCUCACAACAAGUAAUAACUCUAAGACAUUCAACUGUUAGAGCCUGGUCUGUCCGCUAUAGUGAGUUUCAAGAAAUCACAAAGGCAGCUCAUUACAAUGUAUACUUUUUGUAAAUAGAUGUUAGCAUAUUUGUUUACGAUACACAUAGAAAUGAUUUUAAUUUAUUCUUUAUCUUUUGUUAAAAUCUGAUUUUUGUACGAGCUACUGUAGGACUGCAUGUUGAUAAACUGCGGCGUCGGUUGUAGGUACUGAUGCAUCUGUGUGCACUGAUUUGAAAAGUGUUAGUGUUCCCUGUUGAUAUAGAAAGAUUGCAUUUAAUAUGGAAGUUGAUUUAUGCAUAGAGUAAAUUGUCUUAAUCUUAGUUAUUUUGAAAAAUAAGAUAUUUAGGAGAUGUUUAGAAGUCUGACUUAUCUCUUUUGGAGUAAACUAGACUAUAAAGCACAAGCAGCAAAGUCUCACACUGUAAAACUAACAUCACGUUUGAUUCAAUGGCUGCCCAGUGUCCACUUGAAGUGUAAGUAAGCUAUUCACAAACUGAAAUAGAUUUUUUUCAUCAUACCACGGUGAUGGAAAUGAAGAGACAACAAAACAAGGAACACUAACAAAGCUUUGAUUCAUUAUAUAAUAGUACAAAUAUUCAGAUGUAAUGAAUCAGUAACAAGUUUAGAUUUGUGUCCAGUGAUAGACAUUUGCUUGACAUCCAGUUCAUAAACAUAUUACUAGUAGUUUAUUGAAUUGGCAUUUUUUAGAUGGUAGUGAAAAUAAUUGUCUACUGCACUUUAUCAAUUUUAGCAUUUUGGAGAAAAUGCUGUUACUUUGACUGACAAUACUCCAAUACUCUGUAGCACCCUCUACUGGUGAUCUCACACUGCAAUAUGCUGAAGGAUGAACCAUGAACUGUACAAAUGAUCAUGUUUGAAGCUGAAUGGAGUUUUAUCUCUGUGAUCAGAACAGACACAGCAAGUGAUUGGUCCUUCAAAUAACAGAUUUAGGAUUGCCUUUUACUCUCCUACUUUAUCAAACUGACAAAGGCCUAACUUCAUACCUCCAUGUUGGUGCGUCUACACAACACAUGGACUGUAGGCCUUCCCUUUCUGGGUAUUCUUGAAGUGCAAAGUUGCCAAAAACAAAACAGUUGGGACAACAAAUGUUUCCAAUAAAACAAAAAUAAUGAACACUGAAAUGAUCAGACUGAAACUGGGCCUCUGUUUCUGAUUCCACUUCUUUCAGAAAAUGUGUUUAUUUUGUAUUUAUUUAUUUUUAUUUACUGUUAAGGUGACGAUGGAUUGAUCAUCUGUAAAUGUAGCAAAAGCAACACCACGAUACAUUGGUGCCAGUAAACUACUGUGUAAAAAUAAAAGGUAAACCGAGA